Molecule: messenger RNA, 4047 nt
Organism: Capronia coronata CBS 617.96
Lineage: Eukaryota; Fungi; Ascomycota; Eurotiomycetes; Chaetothyriales; Herpotrichiellaceae
Exons: 1
Coding region: 1-4047 (1348 amino acids)
Molecular function (GO): protein binding
Source: RefSeq, a predicted model, not a curated record
AUGCUCGAGCGUGCUUCGUCAUGCGUUGAGCCAGUUUCUCAUCUCCUACUUCGCCGACUGGAACCUCCUGUUCGAAGUCGUCGUAUCCUUGGGCCAACGUUUUGGAGAAAUGAGGCGGACGAGCUGUCAGUACCACACUGGUGGCCUCUGUACCUGGACAACAUUAGGGGCAAGUCCGCGAGUCGAGGCCGGCUUGAGCGAGAGCGCUACUUUGCUAGGUCCCGGCACCCUGCAGAAAAGGCGAAAUAUAGCACAAGUCAAUAUUCUUCAUUGGUAACCGAUGCGCCAGGCGAGUCACCAAGAGCCCGUGCGAGGCCAACAAGGCGUGAGGCAAAAGAGGUUUCGAAAGCGCGACGUUUCAAUACGAAUUCCCUGGCACGGGUGGAUUUUGAGGUCGAGAAAUACGUGAAGAGCCUGCCAGACUCGCAGGCCCAGGCAAGCCCGUCAUCAGACAUUGAUCCAACAUUUGCCGAUGGUACUAGCUCUACGGCCACUAUCCAUGAUGAGAAAUGGAUAGAUUCUGAGGUCGAGAGCGUCCAUGAACCCUCUUCCACAAGACGCGAUCCUGAUUUAUCGAAUGUUACCACCGCCCAGACGGUCAAUGAUGCCGAAAGACAGCUUCGGCGGAUGCUCCGCAGCCAUGGCUCUAGUGACGGCCAGGGGACGGAAAGCAAGAACUUUGAGGCAGUUUGGGCAUUAUUCAAGCGGCUGCCUGAUCAGGAGGCAUACGCGGCCCAAGUUUUCCAUCUCAUGUCUAGUUCAACAGCGCAACAACAUCUAAAGGUUGCGCUCAGAGCCUUCAAGCUCAUCCCACCUGAAAAGCGGAGCGCAACAGACUAUGAACGCGCUGCUCGAACGGCCAUACAACGGAAUGAUUACCGACAGGCAAUCUCAAUCAAUGCAGAAGCGACUUCCCGUGAAGCAAAUCACCACUGCAGUGCAUUCUUACUGUUGCAUACCGCCUCUCAUCAAUUGUGGAAUGCAGCGGCACAAAUCUGGUCUACAUCAUUUGAGCCUCUCAAAAGAAGUCGCCAAAGAUUGUCCACAUCGCUAGUUGGGGAACAGUUGCUGAAACAAGCGGACAAAUACCAGAACCUGCCCUUGGCCAUCUCGAAUCUUGCGAAGGAAAUUACAGAUCGGCGUGCAGUCGUGAUGCACCAAGCUGGAAUUCUAUUGCAAUUGGGUCGCGACCUUCUACAUAUUCUUGUGACAACUGGCAGGCUCAUGAGCGCAGUGGAGCCUGCGCUAUUGAUCUCAACCUUGGACUACUAUGAGGAGCUACAAUCGCUCAAUCCGACCGUCCAUCUGGAUGCCAUAAAUACCCUUCUCAAGUCUGCCAGGAGACCAGACAGGGGGAAAUUGGCGGGCGUGGUCUAUCAUCAUCUUCGGGACAACUUCCCGCAGUUCCAACCACCUCCUUCCCUCUACGGCUCGAUCUUGUCGAUUCUCUCCAACGAAGGUGCUCCUUUCGAGGUCUACAUGUACUAUUUGCGCCAGUUCGCUUAUAUACAUGGUGCUGCGGACAAGAAGAGCUAUCAAAAAGUCCUUACUGCGCUUGCGGGGCAGGGUGAUGUUGACGGUGUCCAAGCCGUAUUUGUGGAGCUGUGCAAGGUCCACUCACGCCCAACAGAUGUCGCUUAUUUCACACCACUCUUAUACGCCUACGCCCGGCUGGGCGACGUCAAAGGUACUGAGCGGGAGUUUGAACGAUUGCGAGAUUGGGGGGUCAAGCCGACCUUGUAUUGCUGGAAUAUUCUCCUCUAUGCCUACGCGAGGUCUUUCGAACCAGAGCGAGCCUUUGACAUCUUCGAGAAGAUGAGAUCCGAGGCUGUUCUCCCCGAUGUAUACACCUUUGGGACGUUAAUGGGGAUAGUCGCACGGGCCGGAGACGUCGAUGCCGUCCUGGAAAUUAUCGAGCAAGCACAGCAAUAUCAAAUCAAAGGCAGUUACGAAAUGAUAUCUGGCUUGGUACAAUCCUACUGCCUCAAUGGCCAAGCAGACAUCGCUGAAAGGCUUGCGGAAGCGACCACCAAGUCCAGGUUUGAAGGCGCGCCGGUCAAGAUGUGGAAUUAUCUCUUGAGAUACUACGCAUUCCAGGCCGACUCUGAAGGCGUGCUGAGGGUGCAGCAAAGCAUGGACUCCCUUGGGGUGAAACCGGAUGGCAUGACUUAUGCUGCCCUAAUGGCUGCGCUUGUUGUCAUUGGCAAGUCUCGGGACGCCGCCCAGAUUCUGCAGGGCCUCAGAACGAGUUCUACCCUCACCGCUACGCCUUUUCAUUACUCAAUAGUCCUGCAGGGCUAUGUUCAGGAAGGGAAGAGAGAUGAGGCACAAAAGAUGUACCGCGAAAUGGUUAAAACCUUUCCAACACCGAGUCCUAGUGCACGUCUGGCUAUGCUUCACCUGCAAGGCGUUCGCAGUCUCGACGCAAAAGAAUCAGCCAAUCAUGCCAGCGACUCACUUGGGACGAUCCUGUACGAGUUGGCACAGCAGGACCGGGCGACCAAGCAACCGCAACCAGGAUUCGGGCGGCGUACAGCCGUACAUGCGCUUCCUUCGAUUCAUUUAGAAUUCAUGGCAGGUAUUCUCGCGUCCAGGGGGAAGACUGAACAAGCAGAUAAGCUCCUUGGACGAUUUGAGUCGCUGUCGGGGUCAUCAUAUCUCGAUCUGGACCAAAGCGCUCAAGAAUCGAUCGGCCUGUUGACCACGCGGCUGAUCAUAUCCACCCAACAACGGAAUUGGGACAUGGUUGAGAGGACUUGGAGCCAAGUACUAGACCUAGCCGUCAAAGCUGCAGCUCCAUUCUCGGGGAUCCGCAAGAGGCCUGCCACCGACUAUGAGACCUUCAAACCUCGGCCGGCACCAACGGAGGAAUCUCCCACGGGCAUCGACUUGAUCGGUGGUCCCGAAUUCUCCUUCACGUCGAUGAUAUCCCCCGUCUCGUCGCCCGCGACGCACGCUACUGAUUCUCCCCUCGAUCGACCUGGCCUCCAAAUCCUUUUCUCACAGAGAUAUAUUCUCGAAGCCCCGAUUACAAGGUACCUGAGGGCCCUAGACAUUCAGGGUCUCCACCAGACUGCUGUUGAGCUUGUCGAGAAGCUUCAGAAAGUGGGGUUCACCCUGUCUAGCAAGAACUGGAAUUUCUACAUUCAGAUGUUGACCCGAUCGUCUGACCCGAAACACUGGAUUUUGGCCUUCAAGACUUUCGAGGAGAGGUUCCUCCCGAAUACUCCACCUUGGCGUCAUCUUCGCGCUGGCAAAUGGUCGACGCCAUCGUCCGCAAAAGACACAACAGCUGGUGCUCUGGAGAUAUUCCGCCGGAAGACUUUGGAGAAACUCGACCGGGGCCACCUUCUGCCGACGUAUGUGACAGCCGUCCAUCUUGCGGCCAUUCUCCUUGAAUCGAAUCGUCGCGCCACCCGAGGAGACUCCUCCAUCAACGUCGAGCUCUGGAGAAGCGCUCCUGGAACAUAUCGCUAUAUUCGACGGAUUCCGCGCUCCAAGGACCGGAUUCAGGGUGGCGUCCUGCGUGGAAGAAACAUUCUCGGCAAUCUCCAAAAGCCUCCUCGUCGGGGAAUUACUCGUCAACCUGGGCCGAGCAAACCCAAGCUGGUCAAUGACUCGGUGGCGCUGGAGGCUGGAACAUCCACCCAUGAUGCCGAAGAUGCUACCUCAGGCGUUGAUGCGACCUCUGCAUGGCUCCCUUUCCUCUCGUCUAACCGUGCGAAGGUGAAGCGGAAGGACAGGCUAGAUUCACCUCCAGUCCAGGGCGCUCUGUACAAUCCCGACGACAAGCGUCUUGAAAAACGCGCCGAAGCUCAGAAUAGAAUGCGUGAACAUCGAAGUGCACUGUUGGACGACGCUACGCGGCACCGCAAAAGUGGGAGAUUCAAUCCUAGGAAGCUGGAGGCUGUGGUCCCCAAGUCAACGUCCCACUGUCGACGUCAACAUCGCAGUCGGUCUGACUCCUCUGGGACGGACGUCAACCCGGCAAGAUCAGAAGCCCCGACUGGCGCAGAGCAGGCCCAGGCGAUUGAAGGCAAAGAAUGA